Messenger RNA from Durusdinium trenchii, 2525 nucleotides. The record is from the annotation of a GenBank genome assembly. Lineage: Eukaryota; Dinophyceae; Suessiales; Symbiodiniaceae.
GCCUGUUGGCAUUCUCAAACGAACGCGGAUGAAUCCCAUUGCGCUUGAUGAAACUCCUGUCAGCUGCGAAUUCUACCAGAAAAGCCACAGGCCAGCCUUCAUCUACUAUCAGCUGGCACCCAAUGGCUCCAAGAUUGAGGUCCAAGCUCAGGCUGAUGCCAAUGGCCUAUGCUACUUUCCGGAAGCGUCCCAGACUCAGUGUUUGAGGCUCAGGGUGUCUGGAAGCUCAAGCGACGAUUCUGGCCUCCAAAAAAGCGGUCAAAUCAGCACAGCAUAGCACGGCUUUAAAGGUUGAGCGCAUAUUCUGGCCGCACAUGUACCGUUCCAAACAUCCAUGGAUGGCCGCAAAUGUCGGUCACGGUUUGGACCCGUUUUCGUGUUCGACCCGAAACCUGUGUCAGUUCUUGGGAGGGUCAAGGCCUUUCGGCAACCCCCUGGCUGGUUGCUGUGCCAUGUGUCGGUGUGACUGCUUCGCCCUGAGACGAUCCACUGAUGUCCGAGCGGAGCGGAGCGGAGCAGGGUCGACCAAUGCUUACAUAAAAUGGCCUUGGCCAGCAAUCCCACGUAUGGAUAGCGGAUAGCGAUUUGAUUGCAAGGUGGUAUUUCCGGGUUUCUUUGCAGGAAUGAUUGCUUGAAGGAUAAAUUACAUUAUGAUCCAAGCUCCUUGGAGGGAAGACCGAAGAAUCGUCAUCGUUCAACAGUUUCUUGAGCAUGUUUGUCGUUGGCAUCUGAAGAGCGGCUUCAGGAGCUGCGAGUUGUCCAACUUCAGCUGCUGCUCGUUGUCCGAGAGCAUGCACACAGCUGCCGAGUUCGGCACGAUGAUCAAUGUCCAGAGUUGUUUGGUGUGUCUAGUACUUCCAAUGGUUUGCUUGGUCUGCAUUGCCAGACUACGAAGAAGACAGGAAGCUCAGCAAGCUCUUGAAGACGAGGAAACAGAUGAGGACCAGGAAGAGGAAGAGUCGGAAGAAAUGAACCAGGCCAUGAGGGGCCUUGAGUGCGAGACCAGCGCUGGUGAGGCCGAGACUGGUGAGGAGGCCGAGCCGUGCUGGAGGAAUGGGCUGAGGGUGCUUCUCCGCGUGCUUCUUGUCAUCGGAUUUGCAGCCGAGUUGAUGAUGCUCACCUUCACAGCCCGAAUCACCCAGAAGCUGUUGGAUGUGCCCAUGAGGAAUUCGAUGAUGGCUGGAGAGGCAUUCUUGAUGCCAGUGCGUGAGAUUUUCCAAUUCCUCGAGGAUGUAGUGACUGUCAAGAUCAUGGCUGCUGUUAGGGCAGGCUCACUCGCAGCUGUUCGACCCAUCCUUUCACUGGGAGUCCUAGGAGGAGCUUUGUGUGGCGUGGUUGCUGCAUUGUGCAUCACCGCCAUCUUAAGUUGGCCUGCGGCGCUGAGGUGGUUGCUGGCUCCCUAUGCCAUGCACGAGGAUUCAUUGGCCUGCCCCCUUGUUCCGAAGGCAUGCAGGGCGGCCAAGAUGUAUCUUCUGCUUAGUGCCUGGUGUUGGCCAGCCAACUUUGUGUCGAUGGGUCUGCGCGGACUCUUCCUCGGGCUCAACGAGUGGUCCACCUUGGGGCUGUCCAUUCUGGUUCCAAAUGCCAUCCAGAUCGUCUUGCUGUUUAUGAUCUUCAUCCCCGAUCCAUCUCUAGACGCUUUGGGCUUGAUUGCGAUUGUGGGUGCCUAUGGCUCGCUUUUGAUCUUGUUGGUGAUUCUCCUGCUGCGGCGGGGGUUCCGCGAGCAGUACAACUUGACCUUGGGCUCUAGCGAGGUAAAGCCGGAUGAGAUGACAGCCUCGGUGUCCUGGCGUGAGGCUUCGAGGGAAGGCUUCUAUGCCAUGCUGUUAGAUGUGGCGGCCCAAUCCUCCAUCACCGUGGGCAUCUAUACGGGAGGAGCCAUGCUGGGGAUCGGAGCCAUGUACCAAAUCGCAGCCUUGCAGGCGGCCUUCCCGCAGUAUGGCCUUCAGUACAUCAUUGGCGUAACCUAUGCUUUGCGCUUGCAGGGCACACGCUUGGUGGCGGCUGAAGAGUACCAGGCAUUCAAGGGUCUCUUUCGUGGCACAGUCAUCUAUGGCUUGUUGUUGGCGCUGGUGGCCGCUGCGACCUUGAUCCCAUACCGGGUCCCGAUCGCCUUUCUUCAGGCACGGCAGGCCUGUGAAUAUGCAUCCUCCUUGGAGUGUACCAAGAUCUUCACCUCAGUCUUCGGUGGCGGAGAUGCAACAGGAGGCACCUUGCAAGGCUCAGCAAUGUGGAUCUUUGUGCCAAUUCUGAUUGCCCGGUGUUUCUACCAGCUCUACAAGGCUGGGCUCUAUGCUUGCCUUGACUGGAGCUUCAUGGCCCGCACUGGCGUUUCCUCGUUCCUUCUGGUGUUCCUACCCGCCAUUUGUGCAGCGGUUUUUUAUUUCCAGACUGUCUUGUCUAUUUUUCUGGCGAUGUACUUGCCGUUGCUGGUCAUGGCCAUCACUUUUAUGUGCCGAACGAGGCGAAACAUUAAGCGCAUGCUUUCUGAUCGAAGCGGACCUUGGCGAAAGGAACUCUAAAAA